AUGUCUCUAUCCGGAAAAGUCGCCUUGAUCACUGGCUCCUCCCAGGGAAUCGGCAGAGCAACUGCCAUCCGCCUUGCUAGCGAAGGUGCCAGCAUAGUCAUCAACUAUCGUUCUGACUCCACGGCAGCUAAUGAAGUGGUUGAGCAAAUCGGUGCCGACCGCGCUCUGGCCGUCCAGGCCGACGCCUCCAAGCUAUCAGAUCUAGACCAUCUGGUCGACGCAACAGUAGCCAGAUUCGGAAAAAUUGAUAUCCUCAUCCCCAACGCGGGAAUCCUUGCUAUGAAAGGUCUGGAUAAUACCACAGAAGAGGACUUUGAUAAUUUCUAUGAUCUGAUGGUUAAGGGACCAUACUUUUUGGCACAGAAAGCCACAAAACACAUGCCGUCUGGAGGGCGCAUUAUUUUCGUUUCUAGUACUCUCAAUCAUGUAUCCGGCAUUGAUCCUGGUUAUCUUCUCUAUGUUUCGACAAAGGGUGCUAUUGAGCAGAUUUCCCGCGUUCUUGCUAAGGAUCUUGGGCGGAGGGGUAUCUUGGUCAAUGCGAUCGCUCCUGGUCCGACAAGUACUAAGCUUUUCCUUGAGGGAAAGCCGGAAUAUGUCCUCAAGGCAAUUGCUGGGUCUAAUCCUUUCAAUCGCAUUGGAGAGCCGGAGGAGAUCGCGUCGGUUAUGGCAUUCUUGUGUGGGAAGGAUAGCAGCUGGAUGUCUGGACAAGUCGUGAAGGUUAAUGGCGCUACAGCAUAA
Messenger RNA from Penicillium odoratum, 738 nucleotides. RefSeq lists its product as uncharacterized. Gene Ontology annotation, molecular function: oxidoreductase activity. Lineage: Eukaryota; Fungi; Ascomycota; Eurotiomycetes; Eurotiales; Aspergillaceae. The transcript has 2 exons. The coding region runs from base 1 to 738 and encodes 245 amino acids. The record is from RefSeq and is a predicted model, not a curated record.